AUCCCUCUCUUCCCUGCCCUUCUUUCUCCUGCAGACAUUUAUGAAAUUCAUGGGCAGUCGGCGUAGAAAGGCCAGGAUCACACCAGCUGAUGUCCAGGCCCAGCCUGACACCAUCCCGACCCAGGUGACAAAUCCUGAUGUCAGCACCGCGUCGACUGCUGUCCCAGCAAAGUGUGACACCACAACCACUGAUCACACAACCCACUGGGACACCACGUCCACCGAUGACGUGUCACACUGUGACUCUGUGCUGCCUGGUCUCACGGAGGAGGCCGACGCCACAACAACGGAGGGCGUGGCGAGCACUGACGCCGCGCCUGUUCAGCGCCUGGCCGAUACCCCCAGCCUGGAGUUUCUUGAGGAGAGAGCUGUCUCUGCUGAAGUAGCCAUAACACCAGACGGAGACAUGCAGCAGAGACCCCCUACGGUGCCCAAGCUGGCCUGGGUGAAGAAGGAGGAGAAGGAGGAAAGCCCUAGGGCUGCUCCAGCACAGCAGCCUGAAGAGGUGCAGCAGGUGCAGCCCCCGCAGGAGGAUGCAGGCCAGGAGCGGACAGAAGAGCAGCUCCGUGCCCGUGGCCGCUUCCACAGGGCAGCACAGCUGGUUUGCAGAUUCAUCAGGUGCAUUUGGCAUGAAGAGGCCACUUUCAUGGCCACUUGGGACACGGCAAACUCGGACCUCUUCAAUGCCCAGACCAGCGCUGCCCUGCUGGAUUUGCUUGUGGAGAACAGUGUCUACAAAGCAAACCUUUGA
Molecule: messenger RNA, 751 nt
Organism: Pseudopipra pipra
Lineage: Eukaryota; Metazoa; Chordata; Aves; Passeriformes; Pipridae
Exons: 5
Coding region: 41-751 (236 amino acids)
Source: RefSeq, a predicted model, not a curated record